GAUAUGCGGCGGUUUAGUCAUUUCAGCACUAGACCCCAGUGGGGUAAGACCGGAGAAAUCAUGGUGCGUAAACGGUUCAUCUUUGGCUUGAUAAGCCUUCAUUUGAUGAUGGGUUGCACUGCUGGUGACGAGAUGUGUGAGGCCUCCAUUAGAGGGGCGGGUCCUUCUAGUUGGAUCAAGUGGGGCGGCAAAUACUACAAAGCCAUCAUAGAGCCUCUGACUUGGUCUGAGGCAAAAAAAGAGUGCAUCAAGAUGGGAGGUGCCUUGGUCUUGCCACAGUCCGAUGAGGAAACUGAUUUCCUCAAAACGCUAGUGUUACAGCCGGGGCAACAGCGUACAGACUUGUUUUGGAUCAAUUGCAACGAUCUCGAGGAAGAAGAUACUUGGAAGUGUCAGGAUGGUACUGACGAAGUGGAGUACAGGAAUUGGGACACUCAUUUGGGCAGCCAACCUGACGGCAGAGGUUAUGAGAACUGCGCUGAGGUAUGGUCAGGAGGGAAAUGGAAUGACGUGGAUUGUGAUAAUCUAGUCCCUGCAAUAUGCAUCCGACCUGCACCACAGCUGCACUUUUAAGAACCCAAUGUCAUUAUGAACUGGUCAAUAGUCUCCUUGCGACUAUACAGAUUUCAAACAGCUAUCCGAAUCAAAACAAAAACUCAUUCUGGCCAAUAUACGUGGACUUUGUCGAAACACAUCUAUAGAAAUGACAUUGACGAGAAUGUAAAUACUUUGAUGUUAGAGUCUUUAAUGUGAUACAUAAGACAGAAACUAUUGUUAUUUUUAGAAAGUGGUUCAAAAAUCAUAAAUUGAAAACUUCUGUCUGUGCUGUUUUCAAGUUUAACCCAGAAACAAAAACUUAAUUGCUAUUUUUCUGAAAUACAUGUACGAAAGUUACUCACUUUUUAAAUGAGACAAGAAGAAAAGUCCACGUUUAGCUAUAUGAAAUAAUUGUACAUGUACUUUUCAAAUUGAUUGAAGUCAGACAAUAACUCAAAGUUGAGUCGAAUGGUAGGCUAGUUUCCGUCACUAUCAGAGUCGAUAAAAUACAGGGCGAGUCAACAAAAUACGAAACCAA
Patiria miniata (bat star) is the source of this 1075-nucleotide messenger RNA. RefSeq names its product lactose-binding lectin l-2-like. The transcript has 2 exons. The coding region runs from base 4 to 573 and encodes 189 amino acids. NCBI's taxonomy places the organism in Eukaryota, Metazoa, Echinodermata, Asteroidea, Valvatida, Asterinidae. The record is from RefSeq and is a predicted model, not a curated record.